This is a messenger RNA of Anopheles merus, 4737 nucleotides long. RefSeq lists its product as uncharacterized. Gene Ontology annotation, biological process: response to oxidative stress. The record is from RefSeq and is a predicted model, not a curated record. The coding region runs from base 325 to 4560 and encodes 1411 amino acids. The transcript is spliced from 8 exons. Lineage: Eukaryota; Metazoa; Arthropoda; Insecta; Diptera; Culicidae. Gene Ontology annotation, molecular function: peroxidase activity; heme binding.
CACAACGCAUCGCAGGCCAGUCGCUGAGAAGUCGUUGCGGAGUGCGCACGUGUGCUAAGCAGUGGGUGUCCGCCUCUUAUCCCUUCUUUUCUUGUCUCUUUUUGGGGGUAUUUUUUGGCAUUUUUACUUUGGUGAUAUAGUUAUUAGGAAGUGAAUUGUAAGUGAGCACGUAGUGCAAAGUGUUCGGAGAGCUUAACAUUUGAACGAGUACAGCAAGCAAACGUCCGACGCACGUUUCAAACCUUCUACUAUCGUUUACCUGUGUGUGCACCUUAUGUUUAGUUUUGUGUAAAACCGCACACCCAUACGGUGAACGCAGCUAAGAUGAAUCUAUGCACCACGACAGCUCCCUCAGCAAGGUCCCAGCGAUGGUACCCGUUUGCCUGCGGACUGCUACUACUCCUUGCCCUCCUAGCACACACCACCACGGGAGCCGACCUGAAGGAGCGGGCCCGUGCCGCCCUGCUGCUGGAAAAACCGAACGGCCCCGCCAGCUGCCAGGUACAGACGCCUCAGACCUGCCCCCCGAGCAAGUUCCGCUCGGCGUCGGGCGAAUGUAACAACUUCAACCACCGGUACUGGGGUGCACGGGGUGAUCCGUUCAUCCGAUUGCUGCAACCGGAUUACGCCGACGGUCGCCUAAAGCCUCGCACAUCCGUCGGGUCGCAUGCACUGCCCACGCCCGACGUUAUCGUCAAUCAGCUGCAACGCUCGGUGGACGAGAAAGCCAUCCAUCCGCACAUCACCGCCAUGCUGCCCGCCUGGGGACAGCUGCUUGCGUACGAUCUGGUGCAAAUACUGUCACCCAACUCACGCUACCGCUGCUGCCGCAAUCAAACCGAAGAGACGGUGGAGGAUGUGGUGCAGUGCUACGUGCGGAUGGGCGAAGGCUGCCGAGAGUACAAGCGAUCAAUCCCGUCGCACGAUCCGACCAACUGCGAGUUCCACUAUCGCGAUCAGAUGAAUGCCGCUUCCGGGUUCUUGGACGGAUCGGGCCUGUACGGUACGACGGAGAAAGAAAUCCACGCGCUAAGAACGUUCCUGAACGGCAAGGUAGAUACGGCCGCGUGUCUGCGCUGUAACGAACCCGGUGCGAUCGGGGCGCUCCACACGGUGCUGCUGAAGGAGCAUAACCGCAUUGCCGAGCAGCUCGCAAAGCUCAAUGCAGAAUGGAGCGACACGACACUGUUCUACGAGACGCGCCGCAUCGUGAUGGCGCAGAUACAGCACAUCACGUACAGCGAGUUUCUGCCCAUCCUGCUGGGCAGCCAGAUUACGAACAACCCGGACCUGCGGCUGGAGAACGGUGGCUACUAUAGUGGGUACUCGAGCGCCAACCGGGCCGGUAUGUUUGCGGAGGUUGCGGUCGGUGCUGUGCCAGCCUUCCUGACGAUGCUGCCACCGGACAUGUACAACGAUUCGAUGUCGGCCGAGAUACUGCUGUCUUCUCCGGCGAUGCAGCAAACGUUCAUACCGGAUCAUGCGAGCUUCAACGAUGAGUGGACACCGAUCUCGCUGGCUAUUCAGCGUGGACGCGAUCAUGGAGUGCCGGCAUACCACAAGGCGAUCAAUCUGUGUGAGAAGCGGUUCGGUAAGCCGUUCGGGGAGAAACUCAGCUUCGACGACAUGCAGUACUUUGGGCUGGGACAGGGCAAGCGCGAGGUUCUCGAGAGCAUGUACCAAGAUCCAGAAGAUAUCGAUCUUCUCAUCGGUGGGCUGAUGGAAACGCCCGCCCUGGGCACGGUGUUCGGACCAACCCUCACCUGUCUGAUGGCGAUCCAGUUUGCGAACAUGCGUAGCAGCGAUCGGUUCUGGUACGAGAAUGAUCUUCCACCGUCCUCACUGACACUGCCCCAGCUGCAGGCGAUCCGUCGCGUGACGCUCUCCGGGCUGCUGUGCGAAACGAAGGACGUCCAGCGUGCCCAACCGAAGGCUUUCAUCCGCGAGGAUCCGUACCUGAACGCACGGCUAAGCUGUGAGCAGGUCGCUGGAUUGGAUGUGUCCGCCUGGCGCUCCGAGCAGGACGAUGUGGUGGAGGAGUACAUGCAGGAGGAGCAGCCGACGCCGCCCGAGUUUGAGGAGUUGAACAUGGACGUGAUCUCGACCGCUAUCAACAAGGCCAAAACGAAGCUGAACGAGCGCAAGCGCCAGGAGUACGAGGCGUGGGUACGACAGGGAGGCAUCGAUGCCAAGUCCCCGGACGGUACAGCCGCUUCCUUCAGCAAGGCGAACCGCAACGCACUGAUCAUCGCCAACACCUCACUAUUCUACGAGCUGGCCACCAACGAGAUCGUCAACUCACUGCAUACCCUGCGACGUCGCAAGCGUCAAGUGUUCGAUAACAAUCUCGGUGGCUUUGCGAGCGACGACUUCAGCAAUGCGCUCCAGAGCGUGGACGUCAAUCAGUUCAUUACCGGGUCGAUCUCGCCCAUCAAUCUGGAACCGCAGUGCGAAAACCUGGAAGCACCGUGCGACACCACGACACCGUUCCGCACACUCACCGCGCACUGCAACAACCUACGCAAUCCGGAACUGGGUCAAUCGCUUACCGUGUUCGCGCGACUACUGCCACCGGUGUACGAUGAUGGCAUAUCGCAGCCACGAUCACUGUCUGUCACAGGGGCACCGCUUCCCAACCCACGCUCCAUCUCCUCACUGAUCCAUCCGGACAUUUCCAACCUGCACACGCGCUACUCCCUCAUGGUGAUGCAGUACGCCCAGUUCCUCGAUCACGAUCUCACCAUGACGCCCAUCCACAAGGGUUUCCACGAGUCGAUCCCAAGCUGCCGGUCGUGCGAUUCUCCCCGCACCGUGCAUCCGGAGUGUAGUCCAUUCCCGGUGCCACCGCGUGACCAUUACUAUCCCGAGGUGAACGUCACCAGCGGUGAGCGACUGUGCUUCCCGUCGAUGCGAUCGCUGCCCGGUCAGCAGACGCUAGGUCCUCGCGAGCAGAUCAACCAGAACACGGCCUUCCUGGACGCGUCCCAGAUUUACGGCGAGAACGGCUGCAUAGCGAAGAAGCUGCGCGGGUUCUCCGGACGUCUGAACUCCACCAUCCAUCCGAUUCAGGGCAAGGAACUGCUGCCGCAGAGCCCGGUACAUCCGGAGUGUAAGUCCCCCAGCGGGUACUGCUUCAUUGCCGGUGAUGGACGUGCCUCGGAACAGCCAGGCCUGACCGCAAUCCACACGGUGUUUAUGCGCGAACACAACCGCAUCGUCGAGGGACUGCGCGGUGUCAAUCCACACUGGAACGGAGAUCAACUGUACGAACAGGCACGCCGUAUCGUGAUCGCUCAAAACCAGCACAUCACGUACAACGAAUUUCUACCCCGAAUUCUUAGCUGGAACGCGGUAAACCUGUACGGGCUGAAGCUGCUGGCACAGGGCUACUACAAGGAGUACAACCCAACCUGCAACCCAUCGAUCGUGACGGAGUUUGCGACGGCCGCCUUCCGCAUCGGCCACUCGCUGCUGCGUCCGCACAUCCCGCGCCUGAGCGUGCAGCAUCAACCGAUCGAUCCGCCGCUGCUGCUGCGCGAUGGCUUCUUCCGCACGGACAACUUCCUGCAGCCCGGACUGGUGGACGAGAUUUCGCGCGGCCUGGUCGCCACACCGAUGGAAACGCUCGACCAGUUCAUUACCGGCGAGGUGACGAACCAUCUGUUCGAGGAUCGGCGCAUACCGUUCUCGGGCUUUGAUUUGAUUGCACUCAACAUCCACCGGGGCCGCGAUCAUGGCAUGCCGUCGUACAACAACUACCGAGCGCUUUGCAAUCUGAAGCGUGCGCAAACGUGGGAAGAUCUGGGGCGGGAAAUUCCACCGGAGGUGAUUGCCCGAUUGCGCCGUAUCUAUGCGCACGUCGAUGAUAUCGAUCUGUUCCCGGGCGGCAUGUCGGAGCGACCGCUGCAGGGCGGACUGGUGGGACCGACGUUCGCCUGCAUCAUUGCGAUCCAGUUCCGGCAGCUGCGCAAGUGCGACCGGUUCUGGUACGAGAAUGAGGAUCCGGUGGUGAAGUUCACCGAGCAGCAGCUGGCUGAGAUUCGGAAGACGACGCUGGCGCGCAUCAUCUGCGAGAAUCUGGACGUGGGCGGGGACAUGCAGCGGGCGGCGUUCGAUCUUCCCAGCAACUUCCUCAAUCCACGUGUGCCGUGCAACUCCAUGCCACAAAUUGAUCUCAGCGCGUGGAGAGAGAACGUCGUCCAGGGAUGCCAGAUCGGCGGUAAGAACGUGAACGUCGGCGAGUCAGCCUUCCCGUCGCCCUGCACCAGCUGCAUCUGUACCAACGAGGGACCCCAGUGUGCCUCGCUGCGCAUUACCGACUGUGCCCAGCUGGCCCGCGAGUGGCCCCGCGAUGUGAUCCUGCGGGACGACGUGUGCAGUGCCCAGUGCGGGCUGGUACUGCAGAAUGCCGGCACUCCUCAGGGACGCAACAUCCCGAUCAGCUUGCGGCCACCUCCUCAGCGCAUUGCACGGUCGCGCAUCGUGCAGCAGCAGACCGGCUCGGCACCGUUCACGUUCCAGGGCUUCCAGUUCCCCGAUCUGUCGCAGUUUAUCGGCUAGAGGAGGUCCCGGAUGACCCAGUGGACUAAAAACACUGUCCGGUGUCCAAACACUUUUGUACAUAUUGAGCGGCCAUAAUUGAUAGUUUCCUUUCUUAUUUCCGUAUUUUUUUUUACAUAUAUUUUAUUGUGAGGAAUUCGUUCCUGGUUUCAGUACCAACCUUAUCUAUUUACCAAC